GUUAGGUAGUAACAAAAUUUUAUUUUUUUAUAAAAAAAAAUGUUUUCUUCUUCUUCAUCAUCAUCAUCAAAUCCAUCUCUCCGGGUGAAAAUUCCGGUGACCGGAGAAGGAAAAUUGAGGAUAAAUGUGAAAUCUCCGACGUCGGAGAUGUAUACAGAGGUUAAAGAAUCAGAUAAAGUGAAAGAUUUGGAGAAAUUGAUUAAAAAAGCAUGGGGAGAUAAUGAUAAUUAUAUAUCACUUUAUUAUAAUUCAAUUAAAAUGAAUAGUGAUUAUUUAUUAUCUUUUUAUAAUUUGAGAGAUGGCUCUAUUAUUACCGUAUCUCUUCUUGCUGAACCACCUCAUCAUCAUCAUCAUCGUCUUCAUCAUCAGUCGAAAUCUUCAUGUGAAACCAAGAAAAAUGUCAAAUUUCAAGAGGAGACAAACAGCACCUCCAAUGGUGAAAUUAAUGGUUGUCAAAGCUUUUUAAUUCAUAUGGCAAAGAUGUCAUCUCAAUUUUGCUCUUCCAUAUUUUCAAGACAUUAAAUUAUGUAUCUAAGAAAAGUGGAAGGAGUUCGAAAGACGAUUCGUCAUCAAAAAUGUCAAUAAAAUCGAGCUAAUAUAUCAUUAUUAUCGAUAUUUAUUAACUAAACAUUCUAAGAUUAAGUUUUAAAAAAUAGCCAUUUUUGUUUUAGCCAUUACAUCCUCAACAAACAAAUCAAAGUUUUUCUCUGAACUUCCAUUGGCUAAUAAUGCAAUUUCCAUAGUUUUCUUCACUUCCUUUAUAACCUUCCUCAAAUCUUUUGAAUUUUCUUCACUCAUAAGAAAAUUAAUCUUUUUUGCUAUUUCCUCCUUUGUAAUAAUUAAUUUAUUAUUAAUAUCAUAAUUAUCACAAAGAUUAAUCCCAACUUUCCAAUCAUCAACCACCAACUUUCUAUUAGUUUGUUGAUCAACACUUAUAGGAUGACAUAUCAUUGGUACACUUGCCCAUAAGCUCUCCAGAAUUGAGUUCCAUCCACAGUGCGUCAAAAACCCUUCGAUCGCCGGAUGCGACAGUAUUGUUCGUUGAUCGCACCACGGUACGAUCAACCCUCGAUCUACGUUUUCUCGAAAUUCAGCUGGUAAAUAAUUAUCCGUUUCGCCCGUAACCGCCAAAUUAGGUCUAAGUACCCAAAUAAAAUAUUCCACUUUGCUAAGCAAUAUUCCUUGAGCAAAUUCCAUAACAUCUUCUUUGCUUGGACUACACAAGCUACCAAGUGAAAAAUAUAAUACUGAGGAUUUAGGUUUAGUGUUUAGCCAUUCCAAACAAUUUGACUCUGGCAAAAAACUAUUGGAAAAUUUGACAUUUUUUGAUGAGUUGACUUGAUGAUCAUGAAAAAUUGGACCAAUAGCAAAAAAGGGUUUUUUUGUUUUUUCUUGGAAUAUUGAAAUUACUUUGGAUUCAAGUUCUUGUAUUGUGUUACAAAUUAUAAUGUCUGAUUUCUUGGCUUCUUCAAAACCUUUGUAGAUAAUUUGAUGAA
Solanum pennellii is the source of this 1496-nucleotide messenger RNA. RefSeq lists its product as uncharacterized. Gene Ontology annotation, molecular function: protein binding. The record is from RefSeq and is a predicted model, not a curated record. The coding region runs from base 40 to 522 and encodes 160 amino acids. The transcript is spliced from 2 exons. Lineage: Eukaryota; Viridiplantae; Streptophyta; Magnoliopsida; Solanales; Solanaceae.